Molecule: messenger RNA, 474 nt
Organism: Capsicum annuum
Lineage: Eukaryota; Viridiplantae; Streptophyta; Magnoliopsida; Solanales; Solanaceae
Exons: 1
Coding region: 1-474 (157 amino acids)
Molecular function (GO): RNA-DNA hybrid ribonuclease activity; nucleic acid binding
Source: RefSeq, a predicted model, not a curated record
AUGGCCAAAGAAUUUUGGUUCCUGGCAGGCCCUACAAGCCCUGAUAAAAUUAGGAUUACAAUGUAUACUAAGUGGAAAUCACCUGCGCAAGCAAACUACAUGCUUAAUACCGAUUGUGCUUCUGAAAUCUCAUCUAUAAUUCAACAUCAACUUGGCCUAGGUGGUGUGUUCAGGAACUAUAAGGGGGAAUGGGUAUUAGGCUUUCAUGGAACCUGCGCUGCUACAGAUGUCCUGGAAGGAGAAACUCACGCUCUGUUAUUAGGACUCCAACUUGCUUAUCAGAACAACCUUUAUCCAUUGGAAAUUGGGAUAGACUCUCAACAAUUAGUCCGGCUACUUGAUUCUAAUACAUAUCCUAAUACAACUUUGAUAUCUGACUCAACUUUAAUAUCUGAUUGCAGGUACCUCCUGUGCGCACUGGAUAAUCCUCAAUUGCACCAUUUUUUCAGGGAGCAGAAUAGGCUAGCUGAAUGA